Durusdinium trenchii is the source of this 876-nucleotide messenger RNA. The record is from the annotation of a GenBank genome assembly. NCBI's taxonomy places the organism in Eukaryota, Dinophyceae, Suessiales, Symbiodiniaceae.
AUGAGGUUGUGCCCUCCAGCUAGACACGUUCACGGAGGAGAUGAACUCUGCAGUUCGGCUUGCGCAUCAACAGAGCAAAAAGAGCUUGUGUGGGCUGAUUCAACAUUCUUUCAGGUGGAGCGGGAGCUAAAUGUCACGAAGGAAUUGGAUACGGAGAGAGAGCAGUGUGGUUCUGACAAGUACUUCCUGCCAAAGGUCAUGGGAAAGACCCCGCAGCCUGAAGAGGCAUCCGCCGAAAGCGCGACAAGCUUGCUCUACGACAAGCUGAAAAACAUCAUAGAGUUACUCAAAGAGCGCUUAGUGGACCGUGAUGAAGUGAUCCGGAUGCUCCUCCUGGCCUUGGUCACGCAUCAAAAUGCAUUGCUUCUCGGUCCUCCUGGAACUGGCAAGAGCCAUGUGUGCAAGAUGCUGGCAAGUAUGAUCUCAGACACGCAUAAGGAGCAAGGGAAAGCGUUCUUUGAGGCGCAGUUCCAUCCCUCCACAACAGUGGAAGACAUAUUUGGAGCUAUCAGCCUGUCAGGCUUGGCAGAAAAUCGUAUCACUCGAAAUGUGCGGCAAAUGCUGCCCUAUGCGUCUGUGGCGUUUUUGGAUGAAGCCUUCAAAGCCCAAGCAUCGCUUUUGUCAUGCUUGCUCUCCACCCUGAAUGAGCGCGUGUUCAAGAAUGGUGACCAGAUGCUCACGGACUUGCCAUUGGCAACUACUAUUGUCGCUAGCAACGAAAUUCCUCUGGACGCUUCUGCUGGGGCACUUACCGACAGGCUCCUUAUCCGAGUUUUUGUGGACUAUGUCAAGGAAGGUGACCCUCUCGAUCAAAUCAUGAAUACAAAAUUUGGCGACCCAGGAUGCCAGUUGGGAGACGAGAAUGGAGACAAGUGA